GUCGUCUAGAAUGAUGUUUUGAACUCAAUGGCUGAUGACUGGUUCUGAACUCAGCAGACUUUGUAUAACGGACUUCUUCCUCUUCUUCCAAGAGUGGUUCUCCAAACAGCACAGGUAGUUGAUGCUGCUUGGGCUGUUUUGUGGAUGAACAUCUAGUUGAUGAUAAGAAUGUAAUCAAUUGUUGGAGGAUGCUGUUUUCGAGGUUCGGAUUGGAGUAUAGUUUUUGUUUGUGACUGGCAUAAAAUCCAGUUUGAGAAUUUAGUCCAUUUUCUUGGAAAGGUUAAGAACGGAAGAUGGUGAUUUGAUAAUGUUGGAAUAUAGAAGUGAAGUUUUGAUUGGUCUCUUCUAAUAAUCAGAAUUGUGAUAGUUUGGGAUGGACAUAGCACAGAUUGGAAAAUCAAGCGAGCUUUCAACCUGGUCCUGCAACUGUUAUAAGACCACGGGCUUGACUGAACCAAUUUUGGAGUUGACCCAAGUCUCAAAUUUGAAAGACCGAUAUGUUCUUGGAGAGCAAUUGGGGUGUGGGCAGUUUGGUGUCAUUAGAGCUUGCUCUGAUAAGUUGACCGGUGAGAUGUUGGCUUGCAAAUCCAUCGCCAAGGAGAGAUUGACGACAAGUGAUGAUGUGUGCAGUGUCAAGCUUGAGAUUGAAAUAAUGACGAGGUUAUCUGGGCACCCAAAUGUUGUAGAUCUCAAGGCAGUUUAUGAGGAAGAGGAUUAUGUGCAUUUAGUGAUGGAGUUAUGUGCAGGUGGAGAGCUUUUUCACAGGCUUGAGAAGCAGGGGAUGUUCUCUGAGUGUGAGGCUAGGGAUAUUUUUAGGCAUCUGAUGCAAGUUGUUAUGUAUUGUCAUGACAAAGGUGUUGUUCACCGAGAUUUGAAGCCGGAAAACAUCCUCUUGGCCACAAAGUCUUCAUCCUCGCCGAUUAAAUUGGCAGACUUUGGUCUUGCAACCUAUAUCAAACCUGGGCAGAGUUUGCAUGGGACUGUAGGGAGUCCAUUUUAUAUAGCUCCUGAGGUACUGGCUGGGGGUUAUAAUCAGGCUGCUGAUGUGUGGAGUACCGGGGUUAUCCUGUACAUACUCCUUAGCGGCAUGCCACCAUUUUGGGGGAAAACCAAGUCAAGGAUAUUUGAUGCUGUUAGGGCAGCAGAUCUGUGGUUCCCUCCUAAUCCAUGGGAUUAUAUAUCUGCAUCUGCCAAGGAGUUAAUCACUGGAAUGCUGUGUGUAGAUCCUUCCAAGAGGCUCACUGCUGCACAGGUUCUCGCUCACUCCUGGAUGAAGGAUUUUGUGGAGUCAAGUCAAGAACCAUACAAGCGUAAGGAUCCAAGAUCUGGGCAACUGGAACUGGGUGGCAGCUCUUUCUCUACUCCUUUGAUUGCCAGGAAUCAGGACUAUAGCUUCAGUUAUGAAUCACCCAUAACUAGUGAUGGCCAAAUGGGAACUUCACCUGCAUUUACAUGCAGAUCAUCAUUUUCUACUUUCCUGGUUGACAACAAUGCACCUUGCUCAGUAUCUGGAGGUUUUUCUUUUAGCAGCUGCUGUGAAUCAGCUGCACGAGAAUUCCCAUCUCCAGUUCCCUCACUGCCAAGCUUUACCUUCUUCAGUCCAAGUUCUGAAAUUGAUAGAGGAAAUCACCUGCCAGCGUAUGAAGCCAACUUGUCAACCUUGGAUGACACAAGUGGAGAAUCAAGGUUGUCCAAGGCACUUGUGUUUCCAGAUUCCCCGCUUCCUGUAAGGCAUGACAUAGGAGAAACAGAACAUAGGACAGAAAUCCGGAGGGGAGGGACAAGUGGGUACAAGGCUUCAGUCAUCCACAGCAAAAGGAAUCACACUAUUGGACUGGGUGAGCAAGAUCAGCUUGACCUCAUCGUGACCGAAUCAGUUAUCCGCUGGGCAUCAUGCACACAUAUCCAGGGUGCGCCAUCUCUUAGGUCCUCACUUGUCUGCUAAAGAUCAUUACACAGUGGGUGCUACAAUUACAAUACACUCAUACACAAGGGGAAGGGGAAGGGGAAGAUAAAUUAAAAUUAUGGCUACAAACAGGAAUGAGGGAAUGGGACUCACUUGAGAACUUGAUGAAGAUAUUGAUCAAUCUGAGGAGCUGAACUCUGGGGCACAGGGCCUAUCUAUCUGACUUGUAGUUCAUGUAGUGAGAUAAUCAAAAGAGUAAUGAUGCUUUUUUUCUCAGUGAGUACUUUGGAAUUCAGUUUGUUGACUCCAUAAAUCUUUAUGACCUAACUGGAAAUAUCAAACAUUGUUUGCAACAACAAUAUUAAUUGGGGAAGGAAGAGUUAUUCCAUUCAUGUGCA
Molecule: messenger RNA, 2304 nt
Organism: Vitis vinifera (wine grape)
Lineage: Eukaryota; Viridiplantae; Streptophyta; Magnoliopsida; Vitales; Vitaceae
Product: calcium-dependent protein kinase 26
Exons: 5
Coding region: 374-1945 (523 amino acids)
Biological process (GO): intracellular signal transduction; protein autophosphorylation; peptidyl-serine phosphorylation
Cellular component (GO): nucleus; cytoplasm
Molecular function (GO): calcium/calmodulin-dependent protein kinase activity; calcium-dependent protein serine/threonine kinase activity; calmodulin binding
Source: RefSeq, a predicted model, not a curated record